Messenger RNA from Plectropomus leopardus (leopard coralgrouper), 1226 nucleotides. Lineage: Eukaryota; Metazoa; Chordata; Actinopteri; Perciformes; Serranidae. The record is from RefSeq and is a predicted model, not a curated record.
CACACUCAACUGAAGUCAAAAUUUUACAGGAGCUACAGAGACUGAGCUGACACAAAAUGAGAGGACUUGUUGUCUUGGUUACUUUGGCCUGCUUUGCCAGCGCUCAGCACCAAGCACUGAUUGACUACUUGGAGCGGAGGCUGCUUGCUAUUGAGGACCGGAUCUCUCUGUGGCAUGAACAGACCGCCCGAUACGCCUCCGAGCUGAGGGAGCUGAAGCAACAAAUGGUUUCCCAGCUGGAGAACUUGGAUAAAGAGAAAGAGAUACUGAGGAUGAGUCUGGACGGUGUGGGGACGAGAGUGGACCGGGUCGAGCGUGAGCUGGACUACCUGGAGACUCAGAACGGAGCUCAGCCGUGUGUGGACGUGGACGACAAGCUGAUAGAGCAGCAACUGACGCUGGUGCAGGAGAAGCAGAAGGCCAAGUAUUCCAAACUAUCAGACUGCAGCGACAUGAUCUCCAGCAUCAAAGCCAUGAAGAUCUUGAAGCGAGUCGGAGGGCCAAAGGGCACGUGGAGCAAAGACACCAGCAGGGGCUCUGGGAAGAUCUACAUUUUUAACGGGACAGAUGAAGACACCAUUCAUGAGUUUACCUCUGUGCAAGACUUUGCCCGCUCACUGGGCCUGUCUCUGUCCAAGGAUAUAAAACUGCCAUCUGCGUGGAGGGGAACAGGACACCUUGUCUUCAACAAUCACGUGUAUUACAUAAAUCAGGUUGAGGAGAUAAAGGUGGUUAAAUAUGACAUACAGAACAACUCUGUGAAAGACAGUGCAGUGUUCCCGGCGCAGGACCAUGUCCCAGUGUACGGCUUGACCCCAGAGACAGUGAUGGACCUAGCUGUAGACGAGGAGGGCCUGUGGGCCAUUUAUGCCACGCGGCAGAACGAAAAGUACAUCUCUCUGGCAAAAAUGGACGCUAACUCGCUUGACAUUGAACAAAUGUGGGACACAAACUGUCCGAGAGAGAACGCAGCGGCUUUUGUCAUCUGUGGCACUUUGUAUGUCGUGUACAACACCAAGCAGCCCGGUCGCUCACGUGUCCAGUGUGUGUUUGACGUCAAUGGUAUGGUGACCAAUGAAGAUGCAUCACUGGUUUACUUUCCAAAGCGUUACGGAGCCCACUCCAGUCUGAAGUACAACCCGCAGGAGCAGCUGCUCUACGCCUGGGAUGAUGGCUACCAGAUCCUGUACAAGCUUCUCAUGAAAAAGAAACUAGAAAUUUAAAAU